CGCCGCGGCUGCGUCUUGCACCUUUAGCUAGCCUAGCUAGCUAGCCCGGACCGGUCGUCUCGUUGGUUCAGCUGGUGUUCCCCCCUCGUCGGAAACCCCACCAAGCCACCGUCACUCACAGUCACAGGCCGGCCGGCGGCCAAGCAUCCACUCACCUCUCCCUCGCCUCGCGUCCCAGCCAUGGCGCUCCAUACGGCGACGGCGCCGCUGGCGGUAGUCCUGCUGCUCCACGCCGCGGCGGGCGGCUCCGGGGCCGGGGGCUCGGGCGGCCACGCCGGCUGGUCCUCCGGCACGGUGAUUGGCUGCGCUGCGCCGGCCCCGGGGGCGGCCAACAAAGCCGAGGCGGCCGAGUCCUUCCGCGCCAGCCUCGCCCCGCUCCUCGCCGCGCUCCCGUCCGCCGCCGCGGCGACGGGGUUCGCCUCGCUGCCGCCGGCCUCCGCGGGGACCGGCGCGCGCGCGCUCGGCCUCUGCUUCGGGCCCGCCGCGCCGGCCGAGUCCGGCUGCGGGGAGUGCCUCCGGGCCGCCGUCGCGGCGGCGGCCGAGGCCUGCGACGACGACGUCCGCAGCGCCGGCGCCUGGCGCCCCGGCUGCGCCGUGGUGUACGCCGAAGAACACGCCUCCUUGGCCGACGAGGACGGCGGCGACUCGCGGCCGCGGUUCGGCGCCGGCGACGCGCGCUCGUACCCCGACAGCUUGGAGCAGAGGCUCGCAGACCUGGCCAAGGCCUUGGCCCAGCCCAAGCGGCGACCCCUGUGGAAGAUGGCACUAUCCGUCCUGUUCUACGUCCUGGCAGCCAUCGGAGCAGUGGCCGUCGUGUUCCUCCUGUGCGUGUUCUUGGCAGGCCGUUAUCUCGCGGAGAGCCUUUUGCAGAACGUGGAGGCAGCAGGUCUGCCACACGGGAACGCCUCCGCCGGAGCUGAGCAGGGCGAAGGGAUCGCCGUCUACAUCGCCGCGACCAAUGGCCCGGCGCCCGUCUGGUCGAUGGCGAUGCAGCUCCGCUUCCACUAGCCAAGCAAGCCUGCAGCGCGAGACAUUAUUGCCAGGGGAUGGAAGCCGGCGGCUGCGUCGUCGCCGGCUCUGAUCCUGUUGGGUGCCGUGCUAUGAUCUCCCGAGUCCCGAGCACUACUGCACUAGUAGUACUACUGGCAGAUCCUCUGGUUACGUUCGAUGAACAGCCUAAUUAGUUCCGUGCCCUAGUUAAUUCUUGCUCAAGCUGCUGAGGCUGCUAGAUGCUCGUGGAUUAACUUGACACGGUUAGUC
Molecule: messenger RNA, 1260 nt
Organism: Panicum hallii
Lineage: Eukaryota; Viridiplantae; Streptophyta; Magnoliopsida; Poales; Poaceae
Exons: 3
Coding region: 181-1008 (275 amino acids)
Source: RefSeq, a predicted model, not a curated record